CGCUGAGCUAAAUCCCCAACUCUAUGCCCUUUCUGAUAGCAAGAUUUAUCUUGUACCUAAAAGUUUAACUCAAAAAUGAAUCUGGAAUAAAAAGUACCCCAUUUGUAUUGAGGUUGGUCGACAAGAUGACUUUAUGUUGAAGACUCAGGCUGAUAAGGAGACAUCUGAAGAGAAGCCACUAGCUGAGAGAGAGCUGGAAAGGGAGAACCCUAAGAAGCCAUCCCACCCUCAGGAGGGAAAUCUGUCCACUGAGAUCAGAUACUGUAACUAUUUGGGAGAAAAAGAGGAGUGGUUUAGAAGAUUUAUUCUGACAUCUAAGCUGAAAUCAGACCUCAAGAAGCCACCUGGUGUCUCUGGAAGUAAACCAGAGCUUUUGCCCACCCACAGCAGACCUAGCAGUCCUUCCAGGCACCUGACCCAUAGCUGCAGCAGCAGCAAAGGCAGUGUGGAGGAGAUCAUGACACAGCCAAAGCAAAAGAAGCUGGUGGGCAGUGUGUGGCAGAAGAUGCUGCUAGGCUACAGUAUGUGCAUGGGCAGGUGUGUGCCCCAGGAAAACCAAAGCCCCAAUAGGAGCCCUGUGCAGAGUGUGGAGAGCAGCCCCACGGCUGGGAAAAAGUUGCCAGAGGCUUCACCCUCUGCAGAGGAAGAACAGGAAGCUUGGGUGAAUGCCUUGCUUGGAAGGAUAUUUUGGGACUUCUUAGGAGAGAAGUACUGGUCUGAUCUGGUAUCAAAGAAAAUCCAGAUAAAACUAAGCAAAAUAAAGCUCCCUUACUUUAUGAAUGAGUUAACUCUGACAGAACUUGACAUGGGAGUGGCUGUGCCAAAAAUCCUUCAGGCCUUCAAGCCUUAUGUUAAUCACCAAGGACUCUGGAUCAACUUGGAAAUGUCCUACAGUGGAUCCUUUCUGAUGACUCUUGAGACCAAAAUGAAUUUGACCAAACUAGGAGAGUCUCUUAUUGAAACCCUGAAGGUUGGAGAAAUUGGCAAAGAAGGUUGCAGGCCCCAGGCAUACUGUCUUGCUGACAGUGAUGAGGAAUCCUCCAGUGCCAGCUCCUCUGAGGAAGACGAUGCACCAGAGCCCAGUGCAGGAGACAAACAGUUGCUCCCAGGGGCUGAAGGGUAUGUUGGAGGUCAUCGAACAAGUAAAAUUAUGAGGUUUGUAAAUAAAAUUACCAAAUCAAAAUAUUUCCAAAAAGUAACAGAGACAGAGUUCAUGAAAAAGAAGAUUGAAGAAGUCUCCAAUACACCCCUGCUGCUAACUGUUGAAGUACAAGAAUGUCAAGGAACCCUGGCAUUCAACAUCCCUCCACCUCUGAUGGACCGCAUAUGGUAUGGCUUCUGGAAGCCACCACAUGUGGAGCUGAAAGCUCAGCCAAAACUCAGAGAGAGACAAGUUACUUUAGUUCGCGUGACAGACUGGAUAGAGAAGAAACUGGAGCAAGAGUUUCAGAAAGUUCUUGUCAUGCCACAUACACAUGAUGUUUAUAUCCCUAUAAUGCACUCAGCCAUGGACCCUUGCUCUACUUCCUGUCUCCUGAAAGACCCACCUGUGAAGGCUGCUGAUCCACUGUAAUGGGUGAAGAUGGGAAGUUCCCUGUAUUAUGAGACCUAGCUCAACAUAUGGGGUUCCUGGCCACCGCCUGUGCUGUGGCACUGGCCUUUACCUGUGCCGCAGUACUAUCUCUUAAGACUGCUUCUGCCCUUUGCCUGCUGGUGCCCAUUCCACUGUGAGGUGUCAUUUCCCACAUCCGAUGACAGGUGUCUGCACUGCCUGCUGCAAAGCUUGGACUUGGCAAAGGAGACUGAAGAAUCAUCAUGGUGGACCCAGAAGUUACACAUGAUUUACAUUGUGGCUUUUUAAAGUCUACCAGUUUUUGUGGCAGCAAACAGAGCACAUUCAGAGUGAUACUGUACAACUGGAAGACUUUCCCUUACCUCCUGGACCUCCUCCAAAGCUUUUCUUCAGGCAGCUGGUGCACAAUGGAACAUUUUCUCACUCUACACUUUAUACACGUGAUUGCAGCCCUCCAUGCUCCAAGAAUGUCAAUGUGAUAACAUGUAUGGCGAGUGGAAUUCUGUGAGCCAUGUCAUUGGUGGUAAAGAGAUAGGCAUAGCAACUUACUUUUUUUCAUUUUAAAUUGUGCAUUUUGGAAGCAACUACCAUAGAAUACACACAACUUUCAAUUAGGGUGGAGACAGUGGGAUUUAUGUAAACAUUAGGCAAAGCCAAUGAGAUCAAAGCCUUUUAACAAUGAGGUAUAAUCGUCUUGCUUCUGACUAAUCCUGAUUGUUUUCCUGAGACACGAGCAUAUGUGGCAGUGACAGAUACUUCACACAAGGACAGAUUGUUCUCCCUAGUCCAGAUAGCGUGGGCCCAAAGACCCAGAUUUCCUGUGUGCUCUAGGAAGCUUCAAAAAGGAAGGGGAAUGCUUUGUUUAUCUGAUAUGAGAAAGUUUUGUGGGCAGUUUUCUGAUGGCCAAAACAGAACUGCUCAACUACUACCUGCUUUUGAGUCAAGACUAAAGUUUGCCUCCCAUCAAACACU
Fukomys damarensis (Damara mole-rat) is the source of this 2545-nucleotide messenger RNA. RefSeq names its product testis-expressed protein 2-like. Gene Ontology annotation, cellular component: endoplasmic reticulum. Gene Ontology annotation, molecular function: lipid binding. Lineage: Eukaryota; Metazoa; Chordata; Mammalia; Rodentia; Bathyergidae. The record is from RefSeq and is a predicted model, not a curated record.